Molecule: messenger RNA, 2207 nt
Organism: Branchiostoma belcheri (Belcher's lancelet)
Lineage: Eukaryota; Metazoa; Chordata; Leptocardii; Amphioxiformes; Branchiostomatidae
Exons: 6
Coding region: 34-2046 (670 amino acids)
Molecular function (GO): zinc ion binding
Source: RefSeq, a predicted model, not a curated record
UCAUUUUCUUCUAGUUCCUGCACAUGUAUAGAGAUGGCUGGAGUGUUACAAGACAAUGCAGUCAUGGCUAAAGCUGAAGCCAUCAAGCUUGAAGUAGGAGCUAUCUUCCACUCCUAUCCUGACAUAGAAUUCGCCAUCAACGACUACCAGCUGCGGAAUUUUGUACAGCUGUACAUCAGGGACUCUCGGACCAUCUGUGGCACCCGGCGCGCCAAAAUAAAGAGCUUCAACCCCAAGCUCAAGUAUUCCGAGAUCACCUUCGCCUGUGUUCACGGCGGGCGAAAGUAUAAAUCUCACUCCCUUGGCGCCCGACCCAACCAGAAGACUUUCUUGAUGGACUGUCCAGUGAGUCUUAAGUUUAGAGUGUCGCCCGAUGGCCAGACGUUGAUUGUCAAGUCGUUUCACGAGCAGCACAACCACAGUGUAAGCCAGGCCUCCUUCAUGAGUCUGCCCCAGCGUGGUAGGAACAAAUUCAAACCUUCUGUACCGGUGCUACUCAACAACUUCGGAACCAGAGAUUGCGAACCAGAACCCGCACAAGCGACCAAACCUACGCCGCCUGUGGACAUCGGAAAGCUGGUGGAGACAAUGAAUAAAAUCCCUGGAGCAACCAUCAAGACAUCGAGCUUAGGACACAACGGCACCCACAGUAUAUGCAUGGUCAGCAUCUUCUUCCAGACACCCCACAUGAGAGACCUGUUCCACGCCUUCCCAGAGGUGCUCCUGAUCGAUGCCACCAUGAAACACAACGAAACCGGCAUACCUCUCUACCUACUGAUGAUCCUUGAUAGCAAUGGUGAGGUUCAUAUCGCAGGAUUGUUCCUGGCACUAUCUGAGCUCGGUGCUACAAUGCUGCACCUCAUUUCUUCCUUCAAAGCCAGUAACCCAAACCACACAAAGAUCGAGUGCAUCGUGGCGGAUGUGGUUUUGCCCCACCGAGAGCUUCUCUCAAAGAACUUUCCAAACGUGAUCAUGUCUAUUUCUGACUCGCAAACCUUGAGGGCGUUUCGGCGCGACGUGUCCACAGAGAAGCUGGGGAUAUCGCCCGACCAGAAAACCGCAUGCCUACAAACAAUGGAGAAGAUGGUAUCCGCCCAGAGUAAAGAAGAGUACGACGAGUACUACAACAUUCUCCAGUUCUUGGACGUUCCUCAGGUGCUAGCAUACUUCAACGACAACUGGCACGGGAAGAGGGAGGAGUGGGUGACCGGCCUUCGCAGCGAGCACAAGUACUUUGUCAGCACGGCCACCAAACACUUGGAAACAACCAUCCAGAAAGUUAAAAACGUCAUCAAGAAGAGUUACGACAUCCCAGCUUUCUUCUCCGAUGUCAUGAAGUGUAUAGAUUCUCUCGCGCUGGAAAAGGGUCAGAAGGUGCUCGAAAUGGUCCAAAAGGUCAAGCUGAUACCCCUGUCUCAAGAAGCAGGCUCGGCUGAGGAGCAAUACGACCGUUUGCUCACUCCACACGCACUUGACCUUGUGAAGCAGCAGCUACAACUGGCCCUGUCCAUCACAGUGAUCAGGAACGUCAAGCCACAAGGCAUGCUGCAAGUAAAGGCAGAGACGUGUCCCUGCAGCUUCUUCAAAGUCCUGAAGCUACCCUGCCGACACCUCUUCGCUGCACGGCGAGGAAAAGGCUUGGGCGAGUUCGACCCGACUCUCUGUUUCAAGAGGUGGACUCGCCAGUACUAUCUAGACCACUGUGGCAUGGUUAGACCUCAGCUUGCGAGUACACCAGUGGACCAGUUGGGUGAUCCGCCGGCGUGUCUGGAUGCAUCACAACAAGAGCAGUACAGUAAGGCUGUCCACCUAGCGCGGAGGUUGGCACUGGCAGCAGCAAGGCUCCCCCAUCACGAGUACGUCCAGGCAGUGUCCUGUUUGGAGACGGUGGCUUCAGCAUGGGAGAGGCAAGAGCAAGUGAUGGUGGCAUGUGUGGACCCUGCUCCUUAUAACGGGACUGGUACCAGCCAAUCAAGUACAAGUGUUCUGGAGGGUACAGAGGAUGAUGGCAGUUGUCAACCCCCAGAGAAGAAAAUGUGCCAUUGAAUGAUUGAGCGAUCACUUUCCCAUCAGUGACAGUUAUAAUGUACUUUCCUAUACCAGUACAUGGCCAUACCUCCUUUGGGCAUUAGCACAGUAUUAUACUACAUGUAGUAUACAAUCUGUUUCAUAAUAAAGUGUUACGAAAGGUCAAUGUAACAAUACAU